Molecule: messenger RNA, 276 nt
Organism: Parathielavia appendiculata
Lineage: Eukaryota; Fungi; Ascomycota; Sordariomycetes; Sordariales; Chaetomiaceae
Exons: 1
Coding region: 1-276 (91 amino acids)
Source: RefSeq, a predicted model, not a curated record
AUGGGCCAGAACCUCUCACUCUCGGAAAAAUUUGCCUCCACCUCCAAAGCCACCCUCGCUCCCUGGGACCGCGAGGCCGAUAUCAUCCUCGGCGUCAUCUGGGCGUGCUGCCUCUACGGCAUCGGCGCAAUAUGGUGCACUGUCGGCCUGCUGCGCCGAUGGUCCGGACACCACGAAGAAAGAGAGAUCAAUAUAAUCUCGCUACUCGCCGCCUUCCUUUUGUCUUCUGGCUGGCCGGUCAUAUUGGUGUAUUUCGCCAUGUCGAAUCGGGCCUGA